CUCUGUCACUGAUAAUAUGCAUACAUUAUCUUUUUUGGAAUAUUGUAACUGUACCAAACUUUUUUUUUAUAAAUGUAAAUAUAAGAAACAGUGACACAUUGUUCGCUAUUCAGUCUUACGCAUGUUUUACAGUGAAUCUGUCAUAGUACUUUUAGUUCAACAUAACCCACGACACAUUCUAUAACUAUAUUGAGUUGUGUGCAACAAAACUGAGAUGUUAACAGACACAUUGAACUUAACCAUUAGCAGCCUAUAGUUAUAUAGUCAAAGAGGUAUCGCACUGAAAUUAGAGAGGCUGUGAAAGAAAUGAUGUUUUAUUUCCUAUAAACAAAAUCGAGGGUUUCUCAAAGGAGUACCACAAUUUGUUGGCAAGAGAUACUCGAUAGCAGUUGUAUGAGAUAAUAUGUCUCACAGAGAAAUUGUACAGAGUAAACCUAGUCUUCUUAAAGAGGCUGCAAUUCAGAUUGGCGCAGGAGGUUGUGCAGGUUUUGUAGAAGCUUGCAUAAUGCACCCCAUGGAUCUUAUUAAAACACGUUUCCAACUGCAAGUUAAAGUCGCAACACAGGAUGCACUUUAUUAUACAGGGAUCCGUGACUGUAUGAGAAAAAUGUAUAUAAACGAAGGACUCGCAGCAUUUUGGAAAGGUAUAUUGCCACCGGUUAUUAUGGAAACUCCGAAAAGAGCUGUAAAAUUUUUCUCCUUUGAACAGUAUAAGAAGUUAUUUAGCAGCAACACGCCCAAGACAAUGACAUAUUAUUAUGCUGGCUUCCUGACUGGUGUAACGGAAGCCAUUUUGGUGAAUCCGUUUGAAGUGGUUAAAGUUCAAAUGCAAUCCAAUCGUAAACACAUAAGCCAUAGUCCAUCUACAUUUGCUGUGACUCGACGUAUCCUCACAGAGCAUGGCUUUGGUCUAAAAGGUCUCAACAAAGGUCUAUCCGCGACAAUAAUGAGAAAUGGCAUUUUUAAUACCUUUUACCUUGGGAUCUACAAUUCUGUAGUUCCCCAUUUGCUCAAACAAAAGGAUCACUUCCCAGAAUUAUUUCUUAAGUUUGUCGUAGGUUUCUUGUCAGGGACAGUGGCAUCCUGCAUGAAUAUACCUUUUGAUGUCGCCAAGAGUCGCAUUCAAGGACCUCAGGGUGAAAUUUUGUACAAAGACACACUACAAACUAUCUACUUAGUCUAUCACAGAGAAGGAUUCAAAGCCUUGUACAAAGGAUUAGUUCCGAAAAUAUUACGAUUAGGUCCAGGAGGUGCAAUAAUGCUCAUAGUUUACGAGCACAUGAAAUACUAUUUAAGUAAUGGGGUCAUUCACUGAUUGAAGUUUCAAAUUUUAAUAAAGACUGACCAAUGCAUUUAUUUACAAACACUGUCAACAAAUUGCUUUAAAACCCCUUCUUUGUCAAACUAUUUCCAUUCGAAAUUCAAUUUGAUUUUAAGCAUUGCAAUUCAUGAAGAAAACGUCUCAAAACUCGUGUGCACGCGUUCAAUAUUUACUAGCGAUAGAAAUUUACAUCGUUUAAUGACAAUAAUUAGAUAAUGUACAUUACAAUACAUAUGUUUGUUGAACAUACUGUCUAUUUAUUUAUUUACUCACUUAAUCUUUUGGCUGUCAGCGGACCAAUCUACCGACGUUUGGUACCUACGCGAGAAUUGCUAUGAGUCUGGAAGCAACAGCCUCGAGCAUUUACAUUCAGGUCAUCGCUCCAAUGAAUUAAAUCGCUUUCACUCAUGCUUAGUCAUUACCUCUAACGUGUAGUAUUG
Molecule: messenger RNA, 1761 nt
Organism: Colletes gigas
Lineage: Eukaryota; Metazoa; Arthropoda; Insecta; Hymenoptera; Colletidae
Product: mitochondrial 2-oxodicarboxylate carrier
Exons: 7
Coding region: 404-1315 (303 amino acids)
Source: RefSeq, a predicted model, not a curated record